This is a messenger RNA of Saccoglossus kowalevskii, 701 nucleotides long. RefSeq lists its product as uncharacterized. The record is from RefSeq and is a predicted model, not a curated record. NCBI's taxonomy places the organism in Eukaryota, Metazoa, Hemichordata, Enteropneusta, Harrimaniidae.
UGAACAAAAUGGCACGGUUGCUGGUAGUCGUUCUCGCUCUCCUGGCGUUGUGUCAGCUAGUUACAACAAAGUCAACUCUUCUUGAUUUUCUACUCAAGAAAUACAGAUUUGAAGAGAUGAAAAAGGAACUAGCUCCGUCACGAUUCUGUGCGUAUUCUUGUUCUCUUGAUGGCAAUGGUGUCUGUGAUGACGGCGGCGAAGGCUCUGUGUCGAGUAUGUGUCCUUUUGGAAUGGAUUGCACAGACUGUGGAAUUCGAUAUGCUUAUUGUGACAAUACUUGCCAGGGCGCCGGUUACGAUUGGGAAUACCUCGUGAAUGACCAUGUGUGUGACGACGGUGUAGCCGGGGACUCACAGACGGAUUUCUGUGACUUUGGUACCGAUUGCACUGAUUGUGGCCCAAGAGUUAAAAAGUAGAGAGAAGAGUGUUCCAUACUUUGAUCCGAUGACACAGAUGAUACCAACAUUUCAUAACAACUUUAAUCUGGAUACAUCAAAUUUAUUAUAAUCAAUAUAAGGGUUAAUUCAAAUGAGAGCAUAAAACUUGCAUGAUAAUCAACGUAUAACUAAAAAAAAAAAAUGUUGGAUUCGUGUACAUCGAAUGCGAGAUGUAGAUUUCACACCCAAUGAUAAUGUGUUCAUUAUAUUGUAAAUUAAAUUUAAAAAUAAUAAUUUUGUGUAAUAAAUGUUCAUAACAGUUAA